Messenger RNA from Canis lupus familiaris (dog), 1545 nucleotides. RefSeq names its product yrdC N6-threonylcarbamoyltransferase domain containing (gene YRDC). Gene Ontology annotation, molecular function: nucleotidyltransferase activity; tRNA binding; double-stranded RNA binding. The transcript has 5 exons. Lineage: Eukaryota; Metazoa; Chordata; Mammalia; Carnivora; Canidae. Gene Ontology annotation, biological process: regulation of translational fidelity. Gene Ontology annotation, cellular component: cytoplasm. The record is from RefSeq and is a predicted model, not a curated record. Bases 16 to 840 code for a protein of 274 amino acids.
AGCGGGCCCGGGCGGAUGUCUCCGGCGCGCCGGUGCGGGGCGCUGAGGGCCGCGGUGGCUGCCGGCGCGGGGCUGAGCGAGGGGCCGGCGGGCUCCGCGCGGAGGGGCCGCCUCCUGCGCGCGCCGAGCCGGCUGCUGCGGCUCCCUGGGGGCGGGGCCGUGCGGGCCGCAAGCCCGGAGCGCGCCGGCUGGACCGAGGCGCUGCGGGCCGCCGUGGCCGAGCUGCGCGCCGGCGCCGUGGUGGCCGUGCCCACCGACACGCUGUACGGCCUGGCCUGCGCGGCGAGCUGCUCGGCGGCGCUGGACGCCGUGUACCGCCUCAAGGGCCGCAGCCACGCCAAGCCGCUGGCCGUCUGCCUGGGCCGCGUGGCCGACGUCUACAGGUACUGCCGCGUGAGCGUCCCCGAGGGACUCCUGAGAGACCUGCUGCCGGGCCCCGUGACCCUGGUGUUGGAGCGCUCGCAGGAGCUCAAUCGGGACCUGAACCCCUGCACUCCUCUUGUCGGCGUCCGCAUCCCGGACCACGCCUUCAUCCAGGAUCUGGCCCAGGUGUUCGGGGAACCACUCGCUCUCACCAGCGCCAACCUCAGCUCCCAGGCCAGUUCUCUGACCGUCGAGGAGUUCCAGGACCUCUGGCCUCAGUUAUCCCUGGUCAUUGACGGGGGACCCAUUGGCGAUGGUCAGAGCCCUGAGUAUCGUCUGGGCUCAACUGUGGUUGACUUGUCUGUACCUGGAAAGUUUGGCAUCAUUCGUCCAGGCUGUGCCUUAGAAAGUACUACAGCCAUCCUCCGACAGAAGUACGGGCUGCUCCCCUCACACGGAUCCGGAUCCUGCUCGUGACCUCAGGAAGAGGGAGGGCCGGAGGACUGGUGCUGGACACUAUGUGUCUGUCCACUGGGGACUGGCAGGGUCUCAUUGACAGAGGCCACUGGGGCUAUAAUGUUACUAGUCUGACUCUUAAAAGCAACUUCUCUUUCUGAACACUGUAGACCAGGCUCUCACGCCUGGUGGGGGAGGUCAUAUUUAUUAUCUUUAUCUGUAAUUUCCUGUAUCAGCCAAAAGCUAACUAGAGACUAUAUUUGAGAACAUUCCUAGGAUGGCCUUGUUGUAAUAAGUUUCUUUUUUUUGGAAACUUUUUGAAAGAUAAUUUGAGGCACAGAUUCAAAGUCCAGUCAGAGCACCCCCUGGGGGGUGGUGGUGGCUUUUAAGGUCCAAAUCCGCCAGAGCACCAGCUGGUGCUGGUAAGAGCCUCCAGUGACCAAAGGCAUAUGUUUGGGUACCUGAAGCUGGAACCAGAGUAGGAUAAAGACUGUUGAGCCGCAGGCCCGACACGAUUUCCUCUGAACUGGAGAGGCGGCGGUAAGGCCUGGCGGAAAGAGUCAUCGCUUCAGACUACGGGUGGGAAGUGAGCUCAGUUAUAACGGUGUGGGGGUGGGGAAGUCCAAAUCAAAGAAUGCUGGAAAACAAAUCUCUACUAUUCUUUCCAGCCAGUGGCUUUUUUUCUUAUUUAUUCAUAAAAUAAAUUAAUGAGUUAUGCCUGCAACA